Alexandromys fortis (reed vole) is the source of this 1983-nucleotide messenger RNA. RefSeq names its product solute carrier organic anion transporter family member 6A1 (gene Slco6a1). The transcript is spliced from 12 exons. Gene Ontology annotation, molecular function: protein binding. Gene Ontology annotation, biological process: sodium-independent organic anion transport; transmembrane transport. Gene Ontology annotation, cellular component: plasma membrane. The record is from RefSeq and is a predicted model, not a curated record. NCBI's taxonomy places the organism in Eukaryota, Metazoa, Chordata, Mammalia, Rodentia, Cricetidae.
AUGGUUGAAAAGAAACAAGAGGACAACCAGGAGGAAUCUGAGCAUCCCAAGAAAACAUCCCCGUUUCUGACAACAGUUCCAACUGCCGUGACGAAGUUUGGAAGUUUCAGAAAAACUAACAUGCUCCCCCUUUCACUCGCUCCACACGGCAUGGAGUUAUCUGAAGCAAAAAAAGAAGCUCACUUGAAAGAGUCGUUCGGCGUGGGCCCUCUAGUUUUCCCUGCUUUACAGCGCUUCAACAACAUUGACGCCUUCCUCGCUUUUUACUGUGUACUGGUCCUAGCUCAAGGUCUUGUGUUUGGUCUUGUUGAUCUGAGUACUGAGUAUUUUGAGAAGGAAUUUUAUAUGUCCAGUCCAGAGAAAUUUGCACUGUCCUUCUCUUAUGAUCUUACAUCCUUAUUGUCAGCAAUAUUUGUAGCCUACUAUGGAAGCAGAUAUAACAGGUCAAAAUGGGUGGCAGCUGCUGCCUUUUUAGUGGGGCUUGGAUCCGUUUUAUGUGCUGUUCCAUUCAUGAAAUAUGAAGUUAUACCACAAAUAGAUGAAAGCGAAGAGUUGUGCAUAGAUGAAGAACACAGGGCAAUUCCAAAUUGUCUGGAAAACUUGGCACCGCACAGAUCAGAAACCAUCUCUUUCUUCAUCCUCGGGCAGUGUCUCCAGGGAAUUGCAGGGAUGCCUAUUUACAUCCUUGGUAUUAUCUUCCUUUUUGACCACUCUGCCACACACUUAGCUGGUAUCUAUUUAGGUAUUGGUGAAGCUGUACAAAUACUGGGAUACGGUCUGGGUUUCAUAGUGGGAUCACCAAAUAUUAAACCUCCAAAGAAUCAAGGUUUGAACAGAUUGAUGAGUUUCGCGUCUCUACUGCAGCAGAUCAAUUGGUGGGCUGGUUUCAUUAGUGCCACUCUGCUUGCGUGGGUCGCCUUUUUCCCAUUACUAUGUUUUCCAUCAGAUUUACCUGGUGCAAAGAAGGUAAAACUUCGAAAAGAAAAAGAACCUUCCACUGUUGACAAGAACCUUAAAUAUAAAAAAUUUGGACCUCAUUUGAAGGAUUUGCUUCAUGCUCUUCAGUGUCUGGUGAAGAGCCCUCUGUUUAUGUGUCAUGCAAUGUGCAAAGCCACGGAGUCCCUGGCUUAUAUUGGAGCUGCAGAAUUCUUGCCCAAAUAUUUAGAAAAUCAGUUUUUGUUAACGCCCUCACUUGCCACUCUGCUCACAGGAAUUAUUUUAAUUCCAGGAGGUGCAAUUGGCAGUCUUCUGGGAGGUUUAAUUGUUUCGAAGUUGAGAAUGUCCUGUAAAGGCCAAAUGAAAUUUGUCAUGGUGACAUCUAUUAUAUCGCUUCUGCUUUUCAUAUUAAUAAUUUUUGUAGAAUGUGAUACAGUGCAAUUUGCUGGAAUCAGUGAAAAUUAUGAGGGGUCAGGUAAAUUGGGAAACCUCACAGCUCCAUGCAAUAAGCACUGUGGCUGCACAAGCUCUAACUAUGCUUCUGUGUGUGGAAGAGAUGAAGUUGAGUAUUUCUCUCCCUGCUUUGCAGGCUGCAUAGCUUUUAAAGAAUUUAACAAUGAAAAGGCAUACUACAAUUGUUCUUGCAUUAAAAAAGGAUUGACAAAUGCAGAUUCUGACGGAGAUCUUAUUGAUGCCAUUCCUGGAAAAUGUGAUACCAAGUGUAACACAUUACCUUUGUUUUUUGCUUUUUUCUUUUCUUCAAUUGCUUUUUCUAGUUCAGCUAGUACACCAAUAACCUUGAUUAUACUCCGAACUUUACCUAACAAUUUAAAGUCCCUGGGCAUGGGUGUGACCUAUACAGCUCUGAGAUUAUUAGGAUCCAUCCCUGGACCACUAUUUUUUCGAUUAACAGCAAGUAGUUCUUGUAUUUACUGGGAUGUUAGUAAAUGUGGAAGUACAGGUCGUUGUUGGAUCUACAGUAAGACAAAAAUGGUCUUCAUAUUGUUGGGACUAUGUAAGUAAUGUGAAUUAUACAUAUUUAAGUAA